Molecule: messenger RNA, 2330 nt
Organism: Monodelphis domestica (gray short-tailed opossum)
Lineage: Eukaryota; Metazoa; Chordata; Mammalia; Didelphimorphia; Didelphidae
Source: RefSeq, a predicted model, not a curated record
CGGCGGCGCAGAGGCUUCUGGGAAAUGGGAAGUCAGGAGCACCUCUGGCCACACCUCCUGCUGCCCCUCCAGGCUUCCCUCUCCAGCCCCAGGCGAGAGUCCGGCUGCCAGCCGAGGGGGAGCCUGGAGUCCCAGGGAUGGCCUUGGAGAGGGACAGACUCCGAGCCCCGGAGGUGGUGACGUUCCAGGAUGUUGCUGUGGACUUCACGCUGGAGGAGUGGCGCCUCUUGUCGCCUCCCCAGAAGGAACUGUACAAGGAGGUGAUGCUGGAGAAUGCCCAGAACUUGCUCUCUCUGGGGCUUCCAGCUCCCCCAGAAGAUGUGCUCUCUUAUUUGGAGCAGAGGGAAGCCCCAUGGAUGCUGGAGCAAGAAGGCCUGAGGAGCUUCAGCCCAGAAGGAGAGAUCAGACCGGAAAUGAAGGCAGCUCCAACAGAGAUGAGCCCUUCCGUGGAAGAAACAGACCAGCAAAGACUUAUGAGUGAUAUUCCAAAUAAUGUAGCUUGGAGAGAAUUCUGUGUUGAAUCUCAAAAUUCAUCCCAUACUGAACAUCAGAUAAUGAAUUUGGAGGAAAAGUCUGGUGAAUGGAAGCAAUGUGGAAAGACAUACAGACAGAGAAACAAACUUGCUAUUCCAAGAAUCUAUACUGGGGGGAAACCUUAUGAAUGCAGGCAAUGUGGAAAGGAAUUUAGUCAAAACUCUAAUCUUGUUCGACAUCAGACAAUUCAUACUGGGGAGAAACCUUAUGAAUGCAAACAAUGUGGAAAGACAUUCAGACAGAGAUUCAGUCUUGUUCGACAUCAGAGAAUUCACAUUGGGGAGAAACCUUAUGAAUGCAAGCAGUGUGGAAAGAGAUUCAUAGGGAGCUCCAGUCUUGCUGUACAUGAGAGAAUUCACACUGGAGAGAAACCUUAUGAGUGCAAGCAAUGUGGAAAGACAUUCACAGUGUACUUCAGUCUUGUUCUACAUCAGAGAAUGCACACUGGGGAGAAACCUUAUGAAUGCUAUCAUUGUGGAAAGACAUUCAGUCGGAGCUCCAAUCUUGCUCAGCAUAGGAGAAUCCACACUGGAGAGAAACCUUAUGAGUGCAAGCAAUGUGGAAAGACAUUCAAUCAUAGAUCCCAUCUUGCUGUACAUCAGAGAAUCUACACUGGGGACAAACCUUAUGAAUGCAAGCAAUGUGGAAAGACGUUCAGAUGGAGCUCCGAUCUUGCUCAGCAUCAGAGAAUUCACACUGGGGAGAGACCUUAUGAAUGCAUGCAGUGUGGAAAGACAUUCACAGAGAACUCCAGUCUUGCUGUACAUCAGAGAAUCCACACUGGGGAAAAACCUUAUGAAUGCAAGCAAUGUGGAAAGACAUUCAGUCAGAGACCCAAUCUUGCUGUACAUCAGAGAAUCCACACUGGGGAAAAACCUUAUGAAUGCAAUGAAUGUGGAAAGACAUUCAGUCAGAGAUCCCAUCUUGCUCGACAUCAGAGAAUCCACACUGGAGAGAAACCUUAUGAUUGCAAGCAGUGUGGAAAGACAUUCAGAUACAGUUCAGAUCUUGCUCAGCAUCAGAGAAUCCACACUGGGGAGAGACCUUAUGAUUGUAAACAAUGUGGAAAGACAUUCAGACAGAGAUCCAAUCUUGUUGUUCAUCAGAGAAUCCACUACGGGGUGAAGCUCUAUGAAUGAUGGCAAUGUGGAAAGCCAUUCACAUGAAGGUCCACUCUUGCUGUACAUCAAAGAAACCUCAGACUUUCACAUAGAGUUCUCACGUUGCUUUAAAUCAGACAGUUCCCUCUAGUAUGUCAUAAGCUCUACUCAGAUUAGGUCCAAAUAUGAAUAUGACUUAGAUCUAAAGUAUAAGCAAAUUAAAGGAACAUAUAAUAGUUUACCUUUUAGAUCAAUGUAUUAAUAAGGGAAGAAUUUAUGAUCAAAUGAGAAGUAGAUAACAUGAGUCAUGCCAUGGAUUAUUUUAUUAUCUUAAAUUCAAACUGUACAAACAAAACCAAUACAACCAAGUUUAAAAGGGGAAACAAGAAGUUAUUACUUGCUUCGAAACAAGAUUUCCAGUUGUGUGAAGGGCACCCUCUCCCAAGAUAACACAUGGAGUCUUCCCUGUAUUCCUAUGAUUCUAGUGACAUCAUCUAGUGUGGGUCAUGUUACUUGACGGGAGAGGGAGGAAAAACUGUUGAAGACAAGGAAGCAGGGGCUCUUUCUGGAGGAAUUGGCAAAGAGGAAGAUGGCGGAGGGAGCCACGUGGAUAGCACACACAUGGCCAAAAGUCUUUUCUCUUUAAUUCUCUGCCUCUACCUAUCCAAGUAAACUAAUAAAUUUUAUGAAAAAUAA